CGACCCCCUUUGGUCCUAUAAAGUGACUGGCCCCUAGGCUCCUGCAACCUUUGCGGCUCAAAAUUUGUACUACUCGCUACUAGUUCCAACCCCACAGACUCUCUUCUUGACUCAACAGCUAUUAUGGAAGAGAUCCCUACGCUCAACCUUCGCCGGCCAGCUUACAGCCCAGUCUGCAGCAAUAUUCCGCUGCCAGAGAGCCCAAAACUGCCAAUGGAGUUCUUGUCAAGGUCAUGGAGUGUCUCAGCUCUUGAAGUCUCAAAAUCCCUCUCUUGCAUGGCCUCUAACAAGUCUGCUAGCAGCUCUACUUGUACUGAUGCUUCUUCUAUACCUGAAGAUGUCACUGGUGAGAUGACCGAGGAGAUUGUGCAUACUAAUCCGUUUGCCAACCAGUUUCCUUUUGCUUCUUCUGCUACUUCCCAGCUUGUACUUGAACGUAUCAUGUCACAAUCAGAAGUGUCGCCGCUGGCUUCAGGGAGGCUCUCUCACAGCAGUGGACCUUUGAACUUGACGGAAUCAGACAGCCCCCCAAUUUCACCCUCUGAUGAAUUUGAAGACAUUGUUAAGUAUUUUCGUUCUCACAACACCUUGAACCCCCUAUUCAGUGGUGGCCGUGCCAGUGCUGGACCUGGUAGUGGUGCCCCUCCAAGUGGAGCCAAGACAGUUGGGAGGUGGUUGAAAGACAGAAAGGAGAAAAGGAAAGAAGAAACUAGAGCCCAAAAUGCGCAGCUCCAUGCAGCUGUUUCAGUUGCUGCUGUGGCUUCUGCCAUAGCAGCCAUUGCAGCAGCCACAGCUUCUUCAGCAUCAGGAAAGAAUGAGCAAUUGACCAAGACUGACAUGGCUGUGGCAUCUGCGGCUACAUUGGUGGCUGCUCAGUUUGUGGAGGCUGCUGAGGCUAUGGGCGCUGAGCGUGACCAUCUUGCUUCAGUAGUGACCUCUGCUGUGAAUGUUCAUUCACAUGAUGAUAUCACCACUCUAACAGCAGCUGCAGCUACUGCUCUACGGGGGGCAGCAACCUUGAAGGCAAGAGCAUUAAAGGAUGUUUUGAACGUUGCAGCUGUAAUACCAAUGGAUAGAGGCAUCGGAAUCUAUGGUGUGGGAAAUUAUGUCCAUCAUAACCGAAGCUACAGCGGUGAGCUUUCCAAUGGGGAGAAUUUCUCGGGUGCCUGUAGUGUAGAGUUCCUCGCCAGGGGCAGUGAGCUUCUCAAGCGCACCCGCCAAGGCGAUCUGCACUGGAAAAGUGUCUCUGUUUACAUACACAGAACAGGACAGGUGAUGCUAAAGAUGAAGAGCAGACAUAUUGCAGGAACUAUCACCAAAAAGAAAAAGAAUGUGGUGUUGGAGGUUUGCAAGGAUUUGCCAACAUGGCCAGGGAGACAUCUGUUAGAGGGUGGAGAUCAGCGUCGAUACUUUGGACUGAAAACACUAACAAGAGGUAUUGUGGACUUCGAGUGCAAGAACCAGAGGGAACAUGAUAUCUGGACUCAAGGAGUUUCAAGGCUUCUCUCAAUUGUAUCCCAAAGAAAGAACAGAAUCCCAAUCUAGAGUUCCACUAGAACUAAAGGCAAUGGGUUUGUUUUUAUGACUAAUUAGCUAGGCUUCUGAACUUACCGGAACCACUGUUGAUUUUGUCCUUCUCGGAAAUGUAAGUGCAGUGCAGGCAUAAAAGAGGUUUGCUUUCGGCACUAAAACGAAACUAGAGGGUAAAAAAUCAUGUAUAUGCUUACAUCUUCGGUUUGACCGAAGUAAGGGAAGCAGACUACUGUAGUUAUGGCACGUUAAAGAAGUUGACUACAAUUAGAUGGUGUUAUUUAAUUGAAAAUGGUGGUUUCCCAAA
Molecule: messenger RNA, 1837 nt
Organism: Populus nigra (black poplar)
Lineage: Eukaryota; Viridiplantae; Streptophyta; Magnoliopsida; Malpighiales; Salicaceae
Product: VAN3-binding protein-like
Exons: 7
Coding region: 124-1545 (473 amino acids)
Biological process (GO): auxin-activated signaling pathway; phloem or xylem histogenesis; leaf vascular tissue pattern formation
Source: RefSeq, a predicted model, not a curated record